Messenger RNA from Monopterus albus (swamp eel), 3795 nucleotides. RefSeq names its product cilia and flagella associated protein 206 (gene cfap206). The transcript has 12 exons. The record is from RefSeq and is a predicted model, not a curated record. Gene Ontology annotation, biological process: regulation of flagellated sperm motility; sperm axoneme assembly; regulation of cilium beat frequency. Gene Ontology annotation, cellular component: ciliary basal body; axoneme. The coding region runs from base 111 to 1976 and encodes 621 amino acids. NCBI's taxonomy places the organism in Eukaryota, Metazoa, Chordata, Actinopteri, Synbranchiformes, Synbranchidae.
UAUCAACAAGCUGGUGGCUACAGCUAACCUGACCUAUAUCGGUACCAUAUGUCUGUAACUGCAGUUAAGAUAACACCAUCUAAUAAGUAGCGUGCUUCCUCUCGGCAGGAAUGUCUCUGGCUGACGCAGAAGCCGUGAUUAAAAAUAUUAUCAUUAAAAUAGUGCAGGGGUGUGCUAUGGGAGGACAAGUUGUGUCGGACACUUUGGUGGCUUUCAUGGUAAACGCUGUUGUGCUGGAUCCAAGAAAUGGGUUUAGUGUUGACCAAACACUGACCAAACAAGAUGUCCAGAAAAUUGAGGAGCUGUGUCUGGAUAAACUCAUGGAAAAGUGUAGCCCAUCCCUUGACACAAUCAAAAUGCAAGUUUAUUUUGAUAUGAAUUAUACUUCUCGACGUGAGUUUCUUGAGGAAAUCCACCAGGUGAAGGAGUCCAGGCUGAGCCCACUGAGCAGAGAGAUUGCUGAUAGCAGAGUGAAAACAAGGGAAGAAUUAGAUGCUCUGUAUCGCAAAAUCGUCACUUACAUCCUGCUGCUCUCUGGCAUGGGCUCACCUACAGAUGUCAACACUUUGCAAGAGGCCACAGCUGCCCUGCAGAGCAUCUUCCCUCAGUCUGAACUGGGAACCUUCAUGAUGCUUUUAAAGAGGGACAAGGAGCAGCAACUUAAUGAACUCACCAUGAUUGUCACAGGGAUCCAACUCUUCAACAAAGCCAUCAAAAUGGGAGAAGAGGAGACUGACUUUCAUGAACUCGUGCCCACAGUUAUUAAUGAAGCUCUUCCAGUAAUCAAUAAAAGCAUAGAAAGUGAAAUGAGUGUCUCACAAAGUUUAGCGUGGAAGUAUACAGCUGUGCUGGAGAAGCUAAUGGAAUCUGUCUGUCAGCCUGGAGAAUGUGACAUUCCCAUUGUUCUGCUCCAGCAGGCUCUGUACAACGUCAGGCAACAUGAAGCUUUCCUCAGAAUGCUACUGGCAGAUGCAUGUUUAUGUGCCAAAAAUGUUGAAAUCCUGCAGAGGGAGCUCUCAUUACAGAUGAAGCUGCUAAAAGAAACUGUGCAGUCAAAGACAGCUGUACCCACUGUGAAAGUUUUUCCACUGUUCAAGGCCCUAUCAAAACUGUGGUGUGGACUUCAGGAUGAGGCUGAGCUGCUGAAUAUCCUCAAUAACAUCAGGCUCAAUCUGCAGCCCUUUCUCACCUCUCAGGCCAAGAUUUUUUCUGAAGCUUAUUUGGAUAGCUUGCUGGAAACUUCAGAGGUGAAGACAGAUGAACAAAGAAUGACUGAGUCAUCAGAUGAGCAUAUUGUUCCAUCUGAAAUGAAGGCACAAGAAUGGCUCCUGCCUGAUACAACAGCCGGUUCUAAUGAUCUGCCACUACAGUAUAAUGGAAUCUGUGGCUACAUGCUUGUGAACAGAAAUGGACUCCUUCUUCCAGGUAAUCCAAACAUUGGAAUCCUGAAACAUAAGGAGAAGCUCUAUGUUUUUAGCUCCAAGAAAGCUGCCUUGAAAUUUUCUUCCAAUCCAGAUGACUUCAUUGCAGAAAUUGCAGAAAGAGCCAAGAUCUCCCCUGAACUCAUUCAUCUCCUCAAACUCCAACAGUUUUCCAGCAUUAGUCCGUACUGUAUGCCAGGAUCGAGUGUGCUGGUAAGGCAUGUCACCAAGUGUGAGAGCAGCACACAGACCGAUAUCCACCCUCUGGAAACAAACGUUGUCAAUUCAUAUGAGUGGAAUGAGUGGGAGCUGCGACGAAAAGCUAUCAAACUGGCUGAUCUUCUGACCAAAGUGACAAAGUCUUCGCAGACAGAACUGAGCCAUAUGAGACGCGAAAAUGUUACUCAGACCUGGCUGCUCAAGAACGUUGCCUGUCAAAGCAAGAGAGAUGGCGAGAGCAACACACCCAAACCUCAGAUGUACCUGGCACAUCUGAGGGGACGAAGAGAUGGACAUGUGGUCAAAACAAACCUGGCCAGAUCAGUGGAUGAAUAAUCAAGGUGUGCAAAAAACUGUUUGUUCUUGGGGUAAAUAAAAGUUAAUAUACUGUAUGUUAUUAUUAUUCUAAAGUGCAUUUAUCGGGACCAUGUAUAAAAGAAACAAUCUCAUGCAAUGAGAAGAGAUGUUUUACCAUGGUUUGUUAAUAGCUCAUUUCCAUCUGCAGUCCGUGUGUGUGAUUGUUUUUAUUCAUUUUGCUCUUGUGUAACUUAAUAAAGACCAAAGGAGUCUGCACACAACCUUAUAAAUUUGAACAUUUUCAAAAGUAGAUUAGUUUGCAAUCCAUGGAAAGAAAAUAUUCUGGAAGAGUUUGUCUUCUGAAAGGAAGGGCCUGGAAGAGUAUCAGGCAAUUAUUUAAACUGCUGAAUGUAUUCAUGGUGAGAGUAAGACUGAGCUGGAAAAACUGCAUGCUUGUUUGCAAUGAUGGGCCACAAGAGUGGAAUUAUUGUAAGGACAAAAGCUGUCAACCUGAAUGCAGUGGGGAUGCACUGGAUGCUGCACCAGCAGGCAUGUGCAUCCAAAGGUAUGGAGCCAGAGCUUCACUCGAUUUUGAACACUGUUCUGACCACUGUGAAUUUUGGAAAAUAAUAAGCAUUCCAGUCAGUUUGUUUAUAAAGUGUGAUGGAUGUCCUGAGGGAAGGUUUUGCAGAGGAUCUUCCAGCUAUGCAGUGAGAUCUCUGAGUUUAUGAAGGAUGUAAAACCAGAUGUUUAUAUACUUUUAUCUGGCUGCUGAAAUUGGCCUAUCUGGCAUAUUCAGCUCACUAAACAGCUUCAACCUAUCUAUCCAAGGAAGAUGCACCUAAAUUCUCUGCAUUUAUUUAAAAAACAGAGCCACAUGUUUCUCCAGCUUGUGGAUUUUCUAUGCAUGAAUAACCUGUCUGUGGAUGUAUUGAAAGACCUCACUGCACUAGCCAGCACUUAACUCAUAUUUCUCUGCUUUGAACACUGAUGCUUGGGACUGGGUGUGAGAUCCUUUUGCCCCAGCGACAACAGCUUCAAGUGGCCUGACUGGUAAGGCAGAAGAGCAGCUGCUGGGGUUAAUAAAAUGUUUGCUUCCUUCCUCUAAAACUUACCUUUGUGAGUCAUUGUUCUCCACACUGACUGCACUAAAGCCUAAGCACAGGGCAGCUUUAUGUGUGAAAAAUUACAUGAGAGUCUACCUGUCAACUAUAAAUCCAAGAACUGAGAAACUGUUUAGUGAAAGACAGGCAUACAUGUCUCGCUAAAUUCAGGUAAGCUGCAAAUGGCAAGAAACAGCUGAGAUUGUGCAGUGCAAAUGUUAUAGAUGUUUUAAAAUUGUGGUAACUGUUCUGUAUAAAUGUUUACAUGCUAUAUUUAUGCUGUAUGUAUAACAGAAGGCAGUCAUUUAGGAAAUGUCUUCCCCUAAGGGGUCCCUGACCUGAAAAGGUUUGAGAACCCCAUAUAUGAACAGCUGAGUGAAGUAAACUAAUAUUGAGGUGUUCAACUACUCCCAAUGCUGUAGUCAAAAGGGGCAUCAUUGGCAAAAUAAGGGGCAGACUGCAAAUAAAGUUAUUAUAACAGCCCACCAACUAUGCCAGUUGUUCUUUGAAUUUAUUAUGAAUGUGUUAAACCCAGUUCUUUAAUUGAAAGCCCGAGUUGUUGUUAGAUAUUAGUAAUCGAUAGACAAUGUGUUAGUAAUGCAAUUCAGUAAGAUUCAAAGACUGCUCAUUUCUAAGUUUUGGGACUCAUACAUUUAUAAGUUUUGGCUAACCUCUUACACAGAAAGAUUAGAAAACCACAGAUGAAGUCAGUCUGGAGACUCAUCUCUUAUUUAGAGUGUUAGGUAAUUUCUUAG